AUGCAAGGGUAUUUCACGAGCCCAAAGGACUACCUCCAGACAAGGGGCAUGGUUCAUCAGAUUCCAUUAAAAGAAGGUACGGAUCCAGUGAACGUAAGGCCAUACCAUUAUCCCCAUGUGAUGAAGGGGGAGAUUGAGAAGCAGGUGGCCGAGAUGCUAAAGACUGGGGUCAUAAGAGCCCUCAACCGGGCAACACCAGAUAAAUUUCCUAUCCCACUGAUAGAGGAAUUGUUAGAUGAAUUGAGAGGGACCAAGUAUUUUUCGAAGGUGGAUUUGAAGUCCGGUUACCACCAAAUUCGGAUGGGAGAAGGGGACAUAGAGAAAACGGCCUUUCGGACUCAACAGGGUCAUUACGAAUUCAUGGUGAUGUCGUUCGGUCUCACCAACGCGCCAGCUACCUUCCAGAGUGCGAUGAACAGCCUGAUGCAGCCUUACCUGAGGAAAUUUGUACUCGUGUUCUUUGAUGAUAUAUUGGCAUAUAGCCGAUCCUGGGAGAAGCACUUAGAUCCUGUCGGUUUAGUGCUAGGGAGUCUCGAGGAGAACAGAUGGGUGGCCAAUAGAAAAAUAUGUGAGUUUGGCAAAACUCAGAUAAGCUAUUUGUGUCAUCGAAUAUCAGAGAGGCGUGUAGAGAUGGACCAGGACAAAGUAAAGGCUGUGGUAGAUUGGGAGAAGCCCAAGAUGGUGAAAGCUUUGAGGGGGUUUCUGGGCCUGACAGGGUACUAUAGGCGGUUUGUGAAGGAUUAUGGGAAAACUACUAAACCUUUGACUGAUCUUCUUAAAAAAUGGCAGUUUACAUGGACAGAGCAAGCGGAGGAAGCCAUGUCAAGAUUAAAGAAGGCCGUUACCACUGGACCCGUGCUGGUUUCGCCUGACUUUGACCAGCCGUUCCAUAUUAAGUGUGAUGCAUCGGGAAGAGGGAUAGGAGCGGUUCUCACACAAGGGAAGAGGCCUAUUGCUUUCUUCAUCAAGGCGUUAUCGGAGCGAUCGUUGAGUAAGUCGAUCUAUGAGAAGGAAUUGAUGGCGUUGGGGGUCACCAACAGAGUAGCAGACGCCCUAUCUCGAAAGAAGGAGGACACAAAGGAGGAAAAGGAGUUGAGCAUUGUGGCCAGACCUUAUUGGCAUGAUUUCGGGGAGAUUCUGGAGGAGGUUGAAGCAGAUGAAGCGUUAAAGAAGGUGAUAGAAGACUUAAGAAAGGACCCCAACUCGCAUCCCUCGUUUACUCUAGAACAUGAUCGAUUACACUAUAAGGGGAGGCUUGUGAUUUCAGCUCACUCGGCCUGGGUGCCUAAGUUGAUAGCAGAGUUUCAUACGACUCAAAUAGGAGGGCAUUCAGGGGUCUAUCGGACUUAUCGCAAGGUAGCACAAUCACUUUACAGGAUAGGAAUGAAGAAAGCAGUGACUGACUUUCUUGCAAGCUGCCUGGUAUGCCAACAGCAUAAAUAUUUGUCAUCCUCUCUACAGGGGUUGCUGCAGCCGUUACCCAUACCCAACGCCAUUUGGGAGGAGAUAAGUAUGGAUUUUAUCAUGAAGUUGCCUAAGUCCCACGGGUAUGAUGCUGUGCUGGUAGUAGUAGAUCGCCUCAGCAAAUAUGGACAAUUCAUACCAUUGAAACACCCCUAUUCCGCCCGUACCAUAGCUAAAGUGUUUGUAAAGGAGAUUGUCUGGUUGCAUGGGAUACCCAUACCUAUCGUGAGUGAUAGGGAUCCACUGUUUCUGAGUAUUUUUUGGAAGGAGUUGUUUAAACUACAGAGAACUCAACUGAAGAUGAGCAUAGCCUAUCAUCCUGAAUCCGAUGGGCACACCGAGGUAGUGAACAGGGUGUUGGAGGGUUACCUCAGAUGCUUUUGCUCAGAACAACCAAAGGGAUGGAGCAUAGUACUACCCUGGGCGGAAUAUUGA
Messenger RNA from Vigna umbellata (rice bean), 1899 nucleotides. The record is from RefSeq and is a predicted model, not a curated record. Lineage: Eukaryota; Viridiplantae; Streptophyta; Magnoliopsida; Fabales; Fabaceae.